CCACAAACGACCCAGCAGUGAGACUGAUUGGCGCCUGGCAUGCAGUAAGACCAACAGUUGGUAUUUAUAAUUAGCAGCUUGUCUUGAUUAUCAGAUUCCAUGAUAUUUCGGCUUCAAAAAUGACUGGAGUCUCUCAUUCUUUCUUUGACAUCCAACUCCUCGCAAUCACGGACUCUAUUGCCUCUGCUGUGUCUUCUAGAGGAGCAUUGAAAUACCCAGCCACGAGUCAUUAAUUAUGAAUAUCAAUUGCCCCAUCAUGUCCGAGAUGAACCAGAAUUUUUCGUCCCGACCUGUAAUCAUACUAGCAGCAUGCAACUCGCUUCAAACAUUGCAUUCCGACGUUCUUGUCUUGAUUUGUCAAUUGCUUUGCAUAACAUGUCCGCAGUCCCUCAAAGACUUGGGUAGGACAUGUCGACGACUACAUCAUUUCACGGUGGCAUUCGAAUACAGAAUUCUUCAUCUCAAUUCCAGACUUCUGAUUACCCCAAUGAGCCCAUCUCUGCAACGAUAUUGGGACAAUGUGCACUGCCACGCACGGCAUAUCUCAAUCUUGGAGAAUCUCGACUGGGAGAUAGCACUACCAUUACUCAGAGGCUGUCAAACAAUCUCUGUCAUCGACUGGGGAGUCUGGGGAGAACGUGACGGCUACCAAAGGCCAGAAACAUCUCGAAUUCCGAAGUUGCUUCAAGAUGUCUGGCCCCGGGCACAUCUCCGACUCAUGAAUUAUCCAUGGCCUAGCAAACUGCGAUAUAACAUGUACACGUACACAUUGCCCACAGAAAAUAUCGUUUAUAUCUCAACAAAAGCGAUGAAAAUCAGAAAGAGAGACUUCGGACCCCUUGGACAGGUUAUCUCGAACUCGCUCCAAUUGAAACUACUACAUCUGGAUUCAAUGCGAGGGGAUCAGUUGUGGACAGGCAGACGAACACCACCUAUCAGAGAGUUGAUGAUGUGGGACUGUACCUGGACGUUUACCAAAGAAGAGACCAACGCUGUGUGGGACUUCUCACAACUUCAGAUCUUGGAUAUUUCCGGUAUCGACUGUGCAAAGGAAUUCUUCAACUCGAUAUCAGGAGAUAGUUUGAAUGGUCUACGGAAGCUUGUUGUGACAGGCAAGCAUGAUGUGCGGUGGGGUGAAUGUUGCUCUGCUCAGCUGAACGACCUGAUUUCCAGAAGCCAUCUCUUGGAAGAGCUUGAGAUUGAUUGCGACUUGACUUUGAUGCUCAUUGAGUCUAUAUAUCGACAUGCUUAUCUGAACAAGUUGAAAAUACACGACUUCAGGGGUUUCGGUAAGGAUAAUAUUGUUUGCCCGACUUUGACAGUGGGGGCUUUGGAGGGCCUGCUGGCAACAUGCCCGAGGUUGAGGCACUUGUCACUAGAUCUGGAUUGGACAACGUGCAACGUCGAAGAGUUUCUACGAAUUCUAGCAAGAUUCCUAAAUCUGCAAUACCUCAACUUGAGGAUGCGAUCACGUCUACACGAACUUGGUGGAAACAGCACUUCCUUCGACACUGAUCUAGAAGCCGUGAAGCAACAUGUAUAUAUUUUAGGCUCGAAUAAGGAAGGACUUGGGAUGAUAACUAUAACAAUUCGCACCGCGGGGUACAAUGAGCUCACCGAUCGCAGGACUGCAGAGUGGGAUUUACAACGAAAGCAGGGGCAUAUACCUGAACGUUGCUUUGUGUUUUCUUGGUCGGAGGGCGGCUUGGGUCUGGUCGAGUUGUCGAACAGCCAGUAUCGGAAAGCAUGAAAGUGGCGGAGUGAGAAACCAAUGUCGGAUGUUGGCUACCUAGGUAGGCAGUCUCCCGUAGCAGCUCCAGCUUUACUUCACAACCAUUACCCCUUCAAGUUCUCAAUAGUCUCCUAAAUCAU
Molecule: messenger RNA, 1872 nt
Organism: Cadophora gregata
Lineage: Eukaryota; Fungi; Ascomycota; Leotiomycetes; Helotiales; Ploettnerulaceae
Exons: 4
Coding region: 236-1750 (504 amino acids)
Source: RefSeq, a predicted model, not a curated record